GGUUCGUGAAGCAAACAUGUAUUUCUUUAUUGAAUCGGCUAUUGCAUUAUUCGUUUCUCUUAUGAUUAAUAUAUUCGUUGUAUCAGUAUUUGGUGCUGGAUUUUAUGGUAAAAAUGUUAAACAAGUGAUUGAGAAUUGUACAGCUGAAGGUAAAAUUCCAGUUCUUUUUACAAAUACUACUUCCAGUUUCGAUCCAGAUAGUGUUGAUUUGUACACAGGAGGAAUAUUUUUGGGCUGUGAAUUCGGUAUAGCAUGUCUUUUUAUUUGGGCUAUUGGUUUAUUGGCUGCUGGACAAUCCUCCACAAUGACCGGGACAUAUUCUGGACAAUUUGCUAUGGAAGGUUUUUUAAACUUAAAAUGGAAACGUUGGCAACGUGUGUUACUAACACGUUCUAUAGCUAUAUUGCCAACUAUUUUAACAACGGUAUUUAGAGGCAUUGAUGAUUUAACUGGAAUGAACGAUUUCUUAAAUGUACUGAUGAGUAUUCAACUACCAUUCGCUGUUAUUCCAUUAUUGACAUUCACUAGUAGUAGAUCAGUCAUGGCAGAAUUUAAAAAUUCUAUUCCUGUGUCAAUUUUCGCUUAUCUAAUAUCCAUAGCAGUUGUGUCAAUUAAUUUAUUCUUGGGUAGUGUUGUAAUUAAAUCACGUUUACCGCAUCAUUGGGCAGCAUAUUUAGGAAUGGGAUUAUUAUUUGUAUGUUACUUGGGAUUUGUAUUUUAUUUGAUUUGGUUCGGAUUCAUGCAUGUACGGCGUUCUAGAAGACAGAUCCUUAAUGAUGUGGUGAAAUUGGAUAUGGAUCGAUCUCUUUCUGUGGUUGAUAGCGGUGCUACUUCUAUCAACAGUGGUGGCGGUGGUGAUUUGUUGAUUAGUGAAAAUUCUUCUCGUAACUUGAUGAUUCAUUCUUAAAUUGUAUAUGUGUGUUUGUGUGUGUGCAAUGAUGCUAAAGAAUUUGAAGAGUGAUUUAAACAAAUAUUAAUAAUAUUCAAUAGAAAGAACAUUUCAUUGAUCAAACCUUGUCUUUCUUAUUCAUCUGUACUACUACCACUACUCCGAUUAUUAUUACUACUACUACUAAUACUACUCCUACAAUAUUUAAUAUUAAAUUGAAUGACAUUUUUCUAUAUAUAUGAUUGUUUUAAUGUACUGUUAGAGCGUAUUUUAACGUUCAAACAAAAUUUUUAGUUGAUAAUUUAUCGAAUCGUAAACAAUGAGUGGUGUUUUUUCAAUCGAUUUAUUUAAUGUGCACUGUUUGUAGUAUUUCUUUUUUUUUUAUAUGAGUUCUAUUUAUUUUGAAUUAUUUGUUAUACUGAAAUAUUUUGCAAUAUUAUUAAGAAGAUAAACAGUGCCUAAUUUUCUUUGUUCUUUACUAAUCGUAAUAUUAUU
Schistosoma turkestanicum is the source of this 1384-nucleotide messenger RNA. Lineage: Eukaryota; Metazoa; Platyhelminthes; Trematoda; Strigeidida; Schistosomatidae. The record is from the annotation of a GenBank genome assembly.